AAAUUCAUGCGAGAAGACAGCCUGAUGAAACGAGAGCUGAUUGAUUGCGGUUUCGAGUGGCUCAUCACAGGCUGGAGAAUUCUUGAGUCAAAGCUGUCAAAAGAUUUCAAAAGCUGUUCACGAAAGAGACGACGUGCUACUUUCGCAGGCAGAUCGCGCUCGGGAUCACCAAAAAAGAGCCCGAUACGGAGCACAUCACCAAUACCCAAAGUUAGGGAUUGUUUGAGUGUCAACGAUGGCACCGAUCAGUGGAAUUUGCAGCGAGGAAUAAGAAGAUCUGGGCGAUUAUCGGCCAAACGAGGCAUUUCUCGACUUGAGCCAGUUAAAACGGAACAAAUCGCAUCAGAUGAGGAAAAAAAUCGUUUCGUAGUGGAGAAAAAAGUGCCCGUGAAACGAUCUUGGAAGCAUUUUGCUGCUGAAAAAGCUGAGAAAGGUGAAAAUUAA
Gongylonema pulchrum is the source of this 444-nucleotide messenger RNA. Lineage: Eukaryota; Metazoa; Nematoda; Chromadorea; Rhabditida; Gongylonematidae. The record is from the annotation of a GenBank genome assembly.